AUGUCCCGUCCAACUGAGCCUUGUUCGCAGGCUGAGGCUCGGGACGACGAUGGAGCCGCUCUUAGUGGAAGUCCGCCUUUGACUCAUCGCCUGAGCGAGAGUGCGCGUUGGGAGACUCCUGGGGAAGAAGGAGCAGCAGCAGAGGCACGGAGCGGAGGUAUCAUCGAGGCUACAGGGGACGGGAAGCAGCGAGAAGAGGAGUCUGUUGUCUCGGACUUGAUGGAUGCACCCGAGGUUGUGUCCGUGUCAGAGGCAGCAGAGAAAUCAAUUAACGGAGAAAACGGAGAGAACGGAGAGCAAGCAGCGACAUCAGAAACCGUCGGAGCAGAGUGUGAUAGAGACGUUUCCGGAACAGCAGAAACUCAGUCCUUGCACUCCGAUUCGGAGCUCGCGUUUAAGAAGAUGUCUCUUGAUCCCAACGCCGCUGAAUUCACCCCGUCCUUCGCGCCUUCCCCAUCAGCAGUCGCUGCGACACCUUAUUUACCUGACUACACCCCUCUCAGCUCCACUGCCGCUGCGGAUGUCUCUGCGGUCACCGCUGGUGCCGCCGCUUCAUCCGCUUCGUUUGUGGUUCCUCCUCUCAUUCCAGACGACAGAGUGUCCCGGGCGAUCAUGCUCUCUCUGUUGCCGCCACCUGAACAACUACCUGACGCCGUUCUGGCGCAAGAGAUAGAGAGAACGUGGGGUCCUUUGAGGUUCCUCGACUUGUCCCGCCGCUGGGAUGGCGUGGCUACGGCACAUUUUUACGACCUGCGCCAUGCCAAGGCAGCUCUGAGGGACGUGCAGCAGCAGCACUGGCUGCAGCAGCAGCGCACACACCACCGCAUCCUGCUCCGCCUGCGCCAGAUCCACACCAGGGAACCCCCUGAGAAGAUCAUCCAGGACCCCUACCGGCCCCUGCCGAACGAGCCUGUGCCGCUGAAAGGGCUGGGGUUGGUUGCUGGGUGGGUGGUGUGGGCUCAAGCGGUGGAUCCUGAUGGGGAGGGCGGGGCGUGGGCGGGAGAGGGGAAGGGUGCCGGGCUUGGGAGGGGGUUUGGAGGAGGUGGGGCGGAUGGUGGAGGCGGUGAAGGGAGGUUCGGUGCGGUGCAGAGGCGUCACCAGCAACAGAAGUCGCAGGGGCCUCAGCAGCACCAGCAGCAGCAGCAGCAGCAGUUAAGGCAGCAGCUUCAGCGCAGGCAAGGAGGACUAUGGCAGGGGGCGAAUGAGCAGCAGGGAGGGGCGUGGGACGGUGGUAACGGGUGCGUGGUGGUGCGGAACGUUGAGCCCUCUGUGUCUACGGACUCACUGCGUGCUCUCUUUGCAACAUGCGGAGACGUUAAGGAGGUCAGAGCAGUUCUUUCCCAGAAGCUUCAUCGCCUUGUGGAGUUUUUUGACAUCCGGGUAGCAGCUCAUGCGGUGCAGAAGCUGACCGGAACAGAGCUGGCGGGCAGGCGGAUAAAGAUCGAGUUUGCACGCCAAGGAGUCAUGAAAGAUGCAGUUGGAACGGCAGGAGGAUCGAGAGCGGUAGGAGCAGUGGGAUCAAGAGGUGUGGAUGCAUGGCAGGGGCGUGGGCGCACGGAAUGGUCUUCACGUGGGAAAGGAAGGAGCCCCGCAUUCGGUGCUCUCACCCACAGCGGGAGUGACACCAGGGGCAGCAGCAGGAGUGGUGGCGGUAGGGGUGACAGCAUGAGCGGCAGCAUAGGCGGCAGCAGAGGCGGCAGCAGCUCAUCGAGUCAGGCGUCUUUGAACACUCCCUCAUGCGGAUCGGACCCGCCGUCUCACACAUCGACUGCUAGCAGCAGCUCGUCGCACUCCCCCGUGCACACUCCCACCCAGCCUAGCCCUGAUUCUCCGCGUAUUACAGACAUACCAGGCUCGCACCGGCAUGAUUCAGCCGCGCCCCAGCAUGAGUCACAGCCUCCGGAAGGGGCCAUCCCUGCUACUGAAUCCAGUUUCACUGCUGCUGCUCGUGCUGCUUCCGAAUGCGGUGGUUCUCCAGAAGCUCCCCGGUGUGACAGCCCUGACUUGAGUAGCCCAGGGGUGGAGAGCAGGGGUGGCAGGGGGGAGAUGGGUGCAGAUGGGUUGCUGCCAUCAGGAUCCACGCCUGGUCCAGACGGCACCAGGGGGGAAUCAGCAAGAGAGACGGAUGGAGUAGCCCCCGUAGAGGAGCAGGUUACAGGCGACUGUGCGAAGGUGUUAAAGGAAGGAGAGAAUGUAUUGAGGGAAGGUGAGAAGGUAUUAAAGGAAGCAGAGAAGGUAUUAAAGGAAAUGCUAGGGGGUAGAGCCGAGGAAGUUUCUGAUGAAGCUUCUGGAGGAUGUUUUGAAGCCGAGUUAGCAGCAGGUGCUGAUGUGGAAGGGGGAGAGGAGGAGGGAAAGGGGGUAGAGGAGGAAAGAAAAGUGGCAGAGAAUGCAGUGGUGAAGGAGGGCUGUUCAGCAGGACAGCGAGAGGGAGAGAAUGGAGGGGAGAGUGGAGGGGAGAGCGCCAGGUCAAGAGGUGGCGGGCAGGCUGAUGAGUCAGCAUCGCUGACCCAAGAAGAGCUGGCCCCUCUCUCAUCUCCUGGCGAAGAAUGCACGUCAGGGGACGGCAACCCAGACAACACUACUCCAGCUACUAGUGCACCCAUCGCUACUGCCAGUGCACCCAUCACUACCGCACCCGACACCAGUGCACCCAUCACCAGUGCACCCAUCACCACCGCACCCAUCACUACCGCACUUAACACCAGCACGCCCAUGAGCAGCGCCACAGCGAGCGCCCAGAGCUCGCCAGACACGUGGAGCCACGGCCCUCCCCAGUAUGCCUACCACUUUGCCCCAGGCAUGCCGUAUCUCCCACCUGCUGGGGCUGCAUCCUCUGCUUAUCUCCCCUACCCUCCUCCACUUCCACUGCCCUUCCCUUCUGACCAUGCCGCGCAUUCUCCCCUUGUACCUCAUCUGCCGCCUCCUCCUCCUCCUCCUCCCCCUCCUUCGUCUGCUCCCAGUCAUCUUUCCCUGGCUGCAAUAUCUGCUGGGGGGGCGUCUCCUGCUGUUUCAUUCCCCACGUCUCUCUCCUCCUCUCCCCGAUUCCCUGCCACCCCCACUGCAAGUGCCUCCCAUGCUUCUGCCGCUGCAGCUGCUUCUGCCCCUGCGGUUGCCAACCCUGCUGGCCCGCCUACCCCCACUGCCUCUACUGGGUUUGCUAUGUACGGCCAUGCUACACCAAGACCCAUGGGCGUGGGUUUUCCUCCAAUAGGAAUCGUCGGGGCGGCAGCUGGAAUGUUUCCAUCUGCCCGUCCCGGGCAGAUGAUGAUGCAUUGGAACAUGCCCAUGGCGCAAGGGAGGGGGGGAACGGGGGGAGGGGGGGGAAGGGGAGAACACGGAGGCAUGGGCGGAAUGUGGAUGGGGGGAGGAGCAGGGAGGGGAGAAGCGAUGGGGGGGAAUGCAAGGCAGGGUUGGUUCGCGUUUGUGGAGGAGGCAGCAGCAGCGGCGGCCAGGAGCGAGGCCGCCCAGUUGGCUGCCACGUCAGCAGCAGGCAGGUGGCACCAGUAUGGAAGGACACGUGGCACUCGUCCAACCGCUGCAUCUGCAGAGGAGGGGGAUAGCUCAGGCGUGGAGAAGGUGGGCAGGAGGGCAGAGGCGCCUCGCCCUCUGGCAUGCUUGACAGAUCUCGUCCAGACUGGGUUGACUGGGUUGACUGGGUUGACUGACUCCACAGGUUUGACUGCCUCACGGGAUUAUGGGGGUGUUGUUGGGGGCUCAGGGAGGGUGGUGGUGCCGCAUGUGAGUGUCACGCGUGCAGAGUGCAGUGGUGUGGCGAUGGGGAAAGGGGAGAAGGCAAUAGGAGAAGAGGAAGAUACAACGGAAAAGGAAGAAGAGGUGAAGGGAGGAGGUGCAAAUGACGCCGGAGAGGAGGGUGCUCAGGUGGGGGUUCAGGUGGGAAGUCAGGUGGGCGAGGGGGCGGCGAGGGGGCGGCGGGACGGCACGAGGACGACGGUGAUGGUGCGCAACAUUCCCAACCGCUACAACCAGGCCAUGCUGCUCGCGCUGCUGGACGCCCACUGCCUGCACUGCAACUCCCAGCCCGCCUGUCGGCCCUGGGGUGGAGGGCACGCGGUGGGAGGAGGUGGAGCACGAGGCAGGAGUGGUGCUCGUGUUGAUGGCUGUGGUGCAGGUGGUGAUGAUGGUGGUGAUGGUGGUGAAUCUGCUGCUGCUGCUGCUGGUUGUACCGAUGGAGAUGGGAGCAAUGGCAGUGAUGCGGGCAGUGACAGUGGCAGCAGUGGUGGCAGUGGGGGGAGUGGGGAGGAGGAGGAGCACUGGGAGCCGCUCUCUGCUUAUGACUUUGUCUACCUUCCCAUCGACUUUAAGAACCGGUGCAACCUGGGGUACGCGUUUGUGAAUCUGACAACGGUGACGGCGGCGCUGCGGCUGUUCCGUGCCUUCCACCUGCAGCCGUGGGAGGCCUUCAACUCGCGCAAGGUCUGCCGCAUCUCCUACGCGCGCGUGCAGGGUCGCGCGGCGCUGGAAGAACAUUUCCGCAACUCGCGCUUUGCGUGCGACACGGAGGAGUUUCUCCCGCUCGUCUUCUCCCCGCCUCGCAACGGCAUCUCCUGCCCUCCCCCGGUGCUUGCCGCCGGUCACAUGGCAGGCCAGCAGGUAACCCUCACCAGUGGUAACCACCACCUCGCGCUCACCUCUGACCCUAGAUACGUAGAAUGUUUCUAUGGACUUGGUGUAGUGUAG
Messenger RNA from Closterium sp. Naga37s-1, 4698 nucleotides. The record is from the annotation of a GenBank genome assembly. NCBI's taxonomy places the organism in Eukaryota, Viridiplantae, Streptophyta, Zygnematophyceae, Desmidiales, Closteriaceae.